CCGCCAUCUUAGGGGUGUGCUUAUCUCCGUCCCYGCGGUUCGCAACUGCCUCUGUUUUGGGAAUACGUGUUCUGUCCUGGCUGUGUGGAGCUGAGGGAGAGGUCCCCGUGGUGCUGGAGUUGCUMUCACCUUGGCUGGCAUUCUGAGGGGACAAUGUCCAACGUGCCGGUGGCUGUGGUGACGGGCUCCAACAAAGGGAUUGGCUUGGCCAUUGUGCGGGCCCUGUGCAAGCAAUUCCCGGGGGAUGUGUACCUGACAUCCCGGGAUCCCGGCCGUGGCCAGGCAGCCGUGGCACAGCUCCAGGAGGAAGGGCUGCGGCCCCUCUUCCACCAGCUGGAUAUUGAUGACCUGCAGAGCAUCCGAGUGCUCCGGGACUUCCUGAAGGAGAAGUAUGGAGGGAUCAAUGUGCUGGUGAACAACGCAGGGAUUGCUUUCAAAGUUAAUGACACAACUCCAUUUGCAAUCCAAGCUGAGGUAACAAUGAAGACAAACUUUUUUGGAACCAAGAAUGUUUGCACAGAAUUGCUGCCUCUUAUGAAGCCUUAUGGUCGGGUGGUGAAUGUCUCCAGCAUGGUGAGCUGCUCAGCCCUGGGACGCUGCAGCCAAGAGCUCCAGCAGAAAUUUCGCAGUGACGCCAUCACUGAGGAUGAGUUGGUGCAACUCAUGAACAAAUUUGUGGAAGACACCAAGAAAAGCGUCCAUGAGAAGGARGGUUGGCCCAACACUGCCUAUGGGGUGUCCAAAAUUGGGGUCACGGUCUUGUCCAGGAUCCAAGCRCGGAUGUUAAAUGAGAAAAGGAAAGGUGACCACAUCCUCCUCAAUGCCUGCUGCCCUGGCUGGGUGAGGACAGACAUGGCAGGUCCCAAAGCCACCAAGUCCCCAGAUGAGGGGGCUGAGACCCCCGUUUAUUUGGCCCUUUUGCCUUCUAAUGCUGAUGCUCCUCAUGGCCAAUUUGUCAGUGAGAAAACUGUAAAAACCUGGUGAGCUCAGGAGGGUAGGGAUGGAAAGGUGCCUGAUCUCAUUGACCUGAUUUUGCCCUUAAUUCCAUCAUUGCCAGCCCUUUUCCCACUCCCCCUGGGAUGGAUCUCAGAUGUGGAGCUGGGAUGAGGAAGCAGGUGCCUUAUUAUUUCUCAGCACAGUAGGUCUUUCCAGGGUCCAGCACUGCUUSUGGAAGCUGUACAUGUUUUCCUAAAGAGGAUGAGGUUGUUUCAGAGCUACAGUGUUGUCACCAGUGUGGGGGGAGACUCAUAAGACCAGACCAGAAUCACUGUUGUGAAGACAUUCCUUACUAUCAGAACUAAAUGGAAUUAAGUGAAAAUAAAAAAAAGCACUGAUUAACCAUUUAUAGCCRAACAUAAUCUGUUGGUUAUAUUAAUAUGUCAAUAAAUAAAUAAUUACUGUUAUAUAUUAAUUCAACUGGCUUAUUCUGGUACUAGAAACUUUAAAAGUUUGAAAAUGUAUUUUCAUUUUCUGCAGCUAAGUUUGUGGCUUGAAUGUGUGAUGUCUGCACUAGAUAAAGAAAAAAUAAACUAYAGACCUGACACAGCAAAGUGUUCCUCAGUUC
Messenger RNA from Malurus melanocephalus (red-backed fairy wren), 1564 nucleotides. Its product is annotated as carbonyl reductase [NADPH] 1-like. The transcript has 4 exons. Gene Ontology annotation, molecular function: carbonyl reductase (NADPH) activity. Bases 154 to 984 code for a protein of 276 amino acids. The record is from RefSeq and is a predicted model, not a curated record. NCBI's taxonomy places the organism in Eukaryota, Metazoa, Chordata, Aves, Passeriformes, Maluridae.